GCUGGAUAUCUGUCUUCAUGCUGCAGAAAAAGGCACGCUGACCUAUUCGAAAUCAAAGAAAGCGCAGGGACGCAGUCUGAGAGGAAGCAGCGGGUCCCUGCGGAGGAAGGUAGGGGGGCUACGAGCAUGAUGACUGGGAACAGACCCAAUCUGCAGCCGGGGGCAGAUGGUUGUGGCUAUACCACUUUCCAAGUUAAGUGUCAUAUUGAAUCAAGUCCAUUUGGAAAGGCUCAGCACACAGGCCCAGUACCAUGUAUUCAUCAAACUGGAAAGAAGCCGUGGGCAAAAGCUGCACCAACCAGGAAGUCAAAUCUAGAAAAACCUCAAGUACCUCCUAAGCCAGCUCAUCUCCUAUCAGGGGGACAAGGGAGCCUGGGUCUGAGAAUCCCCCCAGCACCUUCAAGACCGUUGCCAUCCAUACCUAAAGCCACCAGAAGGUUCGGAAGAAGAGAGCGGAAUCAGAAGAACACAUCGGACAUCAGUGUGCUCAUCGAAAAGUUUGAGAGUAUCAGACAACCUGUUAAACCUGUCAAACAGAGCCGUCUGAAUUCUAAUCUCAAGAUGGAACCUGGAUCAGGACCUUCCAAAUGCCCCCAGUCAUCACGGAAUGACUCAGCUCUUGAGAGUGGAUUUUCUGCAGAUGACCAGACAGGACCAGAUGACAAUGAGACGGCUAGGUCUCACAGCCCCGAUAUGUCAAAUUCUGAUAACAUGAAAUUUAAGGACUUGGGCAUCACUGACAUCAACGGUUGUGGAGAAAGCUCAUCCGUACAUAUCAUCGCGGAAUCAAAUAGGGACAAUGACAAUGAGGACCUAACAGUAGAUCAAAACGACAACGGUAAAAUACCCAACCGAGACAGUGGUAUUGAUAGCCCCUCAUGUUGUGUAGUUGGAGAGGUGUUUUCUAAUGAUGAGACUGUUGAACCAAGAAAGCUCAUAUUACCUGUUGCAACUAUUGGAAUGAGUACAAGCACAUCCAUCGACCAAAAGAGGGACUCCACUCAGGAUGAAGAUAGUGACAUGGAUGAAGGAAGUAGUGAGGAACACGAAAGCACAGAACUGACAAAACCUGAAAGCAGUGACACCACCAAGUGCACAGAACCACAGAAGCUAUUUAAUAUUGCCAAUGAGCUGCUCCACACAGAAGAGGCCUAUGUCAAGAGACUUCAUCUGCUCGAUCAGGUAUUCUGCACAAAAUUAUCCGAGGCUGGAAUUCCACCAGAAGUGACCACGGGAAUAUUUUCUAAUAUUUCUUCCAUCUACUGCUUUCAUUGCCAGUUCCUUUUGCCAGAACUCAAGACGCGUAUAACCCAGGAGUGGAAUACACACCCACGGAUUGGGGACAUUCUACAAAAGUUGGCUCCAUUUCUGAAGAUGUAUGGAGAAUAUGUAAAGAACUUUGACAAAGCUAUGGAUAUCGUGAAUUCCUGGACCCAGAGAUCUCCUGUUUUCAAGGAGGUCAUUCAUACAAUUCAGAAAGAGGACGUGUGUGGGAAUCUGACAUUACAGCAUCACAUGUUGGAGCCGGUCCAACGAAUUCCUCGCUAUGAACUUCUUCUAAAAGAUUAUUUAAAGAAGCUGCCCGAGGACUCGGCGGAUAGAAAGGAUGCAGAGAAGUCCCUGGAGCUUAUUUCCACCGCAGCGAAUCACUCAAAUGCAGCCAUUCGAAAAAUGGAAAAGAUGCAUAAACUGCUGGAAGUGUACGAGCGCCUGGGAGGGGAAGAGGAUAUUGUGAACCCAGCGAAUGAACUCAUCAAAGAAGGACAUAUCCAGAAACUAUCUGCGAAGAAUGGAACAGCACAGGAUCGCUAUCUAUACCUGUUUAACAGCAUGAUGCUAUACUGUGUCCCCAAACUGAGGCUGAUGGGACAGAAGUUCAGUGUCCGGGAGAAGAUAGACAUUGCUGGAUUGCAGGUUCAGGAAUUUGCAAAACCAAAUGCCUCUCACACGUUCCUGAUAACAGGAAAGAAGCGAUCGCUGGAACUGCAAACCAGGACAGAAGAAGAGAAAAAAGAAUGGAUCCAGGUUAUUCAAGCCACAAUUGAAAAGCACAAACAAAACAGUGAAACAUUCCGGGCGUUUAACAGUUCGUUCUCGCGGGAGGAGGAGUAUUGUCCAGACUCGCCGAUAGCAACUUUGGGAUCAUACGAUUCAGCACCAGGAUCUGACAGCUGCAGUUCACCAGGGGGACCAGAAUCAUUCAGAAAAUCAACCAAGAUUAAACGUGACAAAGAGAAGCAGAGCUGUAAAGGAUGUGGAGAGACCUUCAACUCCAUUACAAAGAGGCGACACCAUUGCAAGCAGUGUGGAGCAGUUAUCUGUGCAAAAUGUUCUGAAUUCAAGCUCCUUGCAGAAAAUGCACGAAAUAAUCGGGUUUGUAAAGACUGUUUUGCUGUGAGCUCUGCUCAGUGCAGUCCGGGAGGAGCUGACAUCCCCGAAAAUAAGAAGAAAGCUAAUCUCGAGAAACAACUGUCCUCAUCUCCAGAAAACAGUGUGAUCAGCAGCAGCCUAUUGUUCCUAGAGAAGGGGAAGACGUGGAACAAAAUGUGGGCAUAUAUCCCAAAAAGUGAGCCUCUUGUUCUCCAUCUCCAGGUUUGCAGUCAGGAUGGACGAAGUCAGCGCGCUUUUCCACUACCAGGCUAUGAAGUCAGCUUACCAAGUGCCAGCGACAAAGUGGACUUAAAGCAUGUAUUUAAACUAACCCAGUCCCAGCAAACUUUACUUUUUGGUGCAGAGGAUGAAGAUUUGCUUAUGAAGUGGAUAGGAGCUCUAGAAAAAGCAUCAAAAGGAGAGACCACUUAUGAUACAGAACCCCUGGAAAAUAUCUAACGUUCACUCUUCAUAAACUUUUAUGGUUCUUUUGCAAAAACCAGAAAAUCUCGAGUAUUGACCCUUUGACAGCAAUGUAACUUCUUGAUUUUAUCGUGUCUACAUAUUAACAUCUGUGGUGUUCCCCAUCAUACGUUUCAUAUUUGUACCAGUGUACAAUGAGUAUCCCGUUCUAUAUUCCUUGAGGUAGACCGCUCGGAGGUAGAACAGAUGUCAUAAGGUUGCAGAGACAGCACAAUGUUUUUUCAGUCUACUGUUUUGUAUAUGUGUAUUUAAGUAAGAAGAUAAAAAUCAUCCAAAAUACUAUUAAGUGCAAAUUGUAUAUGUGAAAAUAGUUUAAUUAUUGUUACCGUUUAAAUAUCCAGAGAUGAAAGAAUAAAAUACAGGUUUUACAGAAACAUGCAAAAUAACCAAGGCCUUGCCAGAAUAAUUUUGGAACUACAUACAAGGAUGUGGCUGGCCACGUACCGUUCCUACACCUGUAACCUCCUGGCAUCCACAAAUAUUUGUCGUAAAUGUCCAAUAUUGAGUAUUACUCUUCAGAUUGAGUGUGUAUGUAUGCCCAUUUGACAUGCCAUGUAACAAUAGACAUGGGGAGGAAAAGUCCGUAAGUGUUGUCUUUAUGUUAAGCAUUAUAGAAGGACGUUUCCACCAUCCCCCGGCACAUGAAGAAAUCCCUCGACCAAGCACCUUCUGCAUGUUUAAAUAGCUGUAAACCCAUUUUUAUAAAGUCUGUUUGAAAUGACAAUUUUAGCACUGCUGGGAACAUACGUUUUUUUAUCUGUUCUUUCUGGUUAACCUUGUGUUUCUAUUUAUGAUUUGUAAAUAAUGUUCUAUACAUAUUUUCAGACAUUUUAAAAAGAAAAUAAGCUAAUAAAAAGUUUAGCACAGAGCGACUCGGGAUAUAUUUUCUGUCCAUAUUUAUGUAAUGUACGGCCCUGUUCACACCACGUUUUGCUGCUCAUGUAUACCCUCAAUGUGCCAAUAGGCCCAAUGUAUUCUAGAACAGCAUAUAAUAUUGGAGUCAGUAAGUAACGUAAGCAGCUAUAUAUGGCAUACGGUUGAAUACUUCAGAGCUAUAUUGUACAUGUAGCAGUGUAAAUGUCGGGGGAGUUUUGCAAGCGUUUGAACAUUGAAGACGUGGUGUGAACAGAGCCUGAGGCUAUUCUGAAUUCUGUUUAAUGCUCAAAAUUAGGAUGAAAUCAUUUAGAGUUUCCAUGGUUCUUGAGUAUCGUGAACAGUAUGGUGUUUUCUGGUAAUAAGCACAUCCACCGCUGGGUUGAAGAAAAUAAAGUUUGUCAGAUUGCUGGG
Messenger RNA from Hyla sarda, 4140 nucleotides. It is a transcript of the gene FGD3, whose product is annotated as FYVE, RhoGEF and PH domain containing 3. The transcript is spliced from 20 exons. Gene Ontology annotation, cellular component: cytoplasm. NCBI's taxonomy places the organism in Eukaryota, Metazoa, Chordata, Amphibia, Anura, Hylidae. Bases 127 to 2829 code for a protein of 900 amino acids. The record is from RefSeq and is a predicted model, not a curated record. Gene Ontology annotation, biological process: filopodium assembly; cytoskeleton organization. Gene Ontology annotation, molecular function: metal ion binding; guanyl-nucleotide exchange factor activity.